GUGUGUGAAAAUAUGCAAAGAUUUGCGUAAGUCGCGAGGCGUAAAAAAUAUUCAAAUUUCAUGUUGGCAUUACUGCACGCAUUCCUAAAUAAUCCAAUGCCAGCACAAGUGUGCAAAUAAUAAGGAGACUCGGCUCAAGAGGCGACGCCAAGCGUCUGCUAAUAGGAUUACGCAUCACCUCCGCCGUUGACAGUUUUAAGGAUUAGCAGGGAAUCCAGGGGAAACCAAAACUUUCAGGCUCUUUCAAAAUGGUGGUGCCGAUGUGUUCGUGCCUUGCGUAGUUGCAUUCCAUCCGACAUCCAACCAUCCGAAUAAUCCAGAUACCCAGAAAUGUGGACCUAUAUGAUGGCUGCCGCCCGUGGAGAUCGUGUCAACACGAUGAUGUCCACCCGAAGAAGACCAGAAACCGAGUCACCAAAAUACGGCUACAACCUCUCCACCCGUCCCAUGUACCGCACCACUCGAUUUGUGGGUCCGGCCUCCUCGGCACCGGCCCAACUGCAGCUGCCCUGCGGCUCCCAUCAGACAUCAGUGGGCGUUACACCUCCGCCGCUGGAGGAGAUUAGCGGUGGGCUCUUUGCUCCCUUUGCGCCCACGGCGACGAUAACGGUUGAGCAGGCAGCCACCUCGAUACCGAUGUCAGUGAAUGGUGAGGGUGGCCUGGAGGUGCACCACCUCCACUAUCCACGCCGGAGCUGGCAUCGAAAAUAUAGCCGUGGGAAUCGCCGACAGACGGCGGAGAAUGCGGAGACCGACGAGGAGGACGAUGAUGAGGAUGGCUCGGAUGAUGAGGACGAUGAGCUGGCAGAACCCGUUGGCGAAGGCAAUCCGGAGGAGGCAAUAGCCCGGGCUGACCAGAAGCAGAAUCACCAUCAAAAGCAUCGCCAUCAACCGGAUGCCAGUGAUUGCGGUUAUGUGGAAAAUGGCAGAAAGCUGAUACAGGAGCCCAGUAAACGAAGCAAGCCCUCGGCUUUGAGGCGCACCCUGCAAGCUCUCCGCCAGCGUCUGACCAAAAGAAAUCGCCCCAAGCCGCCAGAUUGGUUUCUCGAGAAGUUCUCCAAUACCACGAACACGGACAAAAUUGGCAAGGGUUGUCCGGCCAUGGAGGAUGCGGCCCUUUCCAGCGAAAUACGCGGCUCCAGCGUCCUGUGCAACAGACUCUCCGUGGAUCCCACAUUGCAGUCGCACUACAGGUGGCUGGCUAUUGUUUCACUGGCGGUGCUUUAUAAUAUUAUUUUUGUGGUUGGACGGGCGGUCUUCUGGGAGAUCAACAAAAGUGCUCCGGCGGUGUGGUACACCUUGGACUACCUCUGCGACUUCAUCUAUCUGCUGGAUACGCUCGUCCACAUGCAUGAGGGAUUCCUGGACCAGGGCCUUCUUGUGCGGGAUGCUUUCCGGCUGCGCAGACACUACUUCCACACCAAGGGCUGGUACCUGGACGUCCUCUCGAUGGUGCCCACGGAUCUGGCCUACAUCUGGUGGCCGCCGGAGACCUGUUCCAGCCUCUAUCUUCCAUGUCCCGUGAUCGUUAGACUGAAUCGUCUGCUGCGAGUGAACCGGCUGUGGGAGUGGUUCGAUCGAACGGAGACUGCCACCGGAUACCCGAAUGCCUUCCGGAUCUGCAAAGUGGUGCUGGCCAUCUUGGUGUUGAUUCACUGGAAUGCCUGCAUGUACUUUGCCAUUAGCUACGAGAUUGGCUUCAGCUCCGACUCGUGGGUCUACAAUCUGAAUGGAACGAGAAACAAUACCCUUCAGCGGCAGUACAUCUACAGUUUUUAUUGGUCAACUUUGACCCUGACGACGAUUGGAGAGACGCCAACGCCGGAGAACGAUGUGGAGUACCUGUUCGUGGUGGCUGACUUUCUCGCCGGAGUUCUCAUCUUUGCCACCAUUGUGGGUAACAUCGGCUCCAUGAUCUCCAACAUGAAUGUGGCCAGGGUGGAGUUCCAGAACCGAAUGGACGGUGUAAAGCAGUACAUGGCAUUCCGGAGAGUCGGCCAUGAACUGGAAGCUCGAGUCAUCCGCUGGUUUGCGUACACGUGGUCCCAAAGCGGCGCCCUCGAUGAGGAGCGAGUGCUGGCCGCGUUGCCCGACAAGCUGAAGGCGGAGAUUGCCAUCCAAGUGCAUAUGGAUACCCUGAAACAGGUUCGCAUUUUCCACGACACGGAGCCUGGUCUGCUGGAGGCUCUGGUGCUGAAACUGAAGCUGCAGGUUUUCAGUCCCGGAGACUACAUUUGUCGCAAGGGUGACGUGGGCAAGGAGAUGUAUAUCGUGAAAAGAGGAAAACUCUCCGUGGUGGGAGACGAUGGCAUCACCGUUCUGGCCACUUUGGGAGCUGGCUCUGUGUUUGGCGAGGUCUCCGUCCUGGAGAUAGCCGGAAAUCGAACGGGCAAUCGCCGGACAGCCAAUGUCCGCUCCCUGGGCUACUCGGAUCUCUUCUGCUUAGCGAAAAGGGAUCUUUGGGAGACACUGGCCGAUUAUCCGGAGGCCAGAUCCACGCUAACCCAACGAGGAUGUCAGCUUCUCCGCAAAGAUGGACUUCUGGAUGAGCAGAUAUUCGCCGACUCCCAACGAGUUCAUGACAGCAUCGAGGGUGGAAUCGAGAAGCUGGAACUGUCGGUGGAGAACCUGAACAUGCGACUGGCGCGCCUUCUGGCGGAAUACACCGCCAGCCAGGCCAAGAUCAAGCAGCGGCUAGCCAAGCUGGAGAUGAACGGCGGCCCUGGCACUUGGCGUUUGGAGUGCGAGCCGCAGACGCGGGCCCGCAGCGGUCGCCUGUACUCGCUGCAGCCAAAGAGGCGCCCACGUUCCCGACCUGACGCGACUGCCAAAAGCGGCGAGGCUGCCAAGCAGAACACGCUCUAAGCCACUGGCCAGCCAAGCCCCAUAGAGGCCACCCCUUUCGCCUUCCGCCAGCCACCCCAGCCAAGGCCGGAAAAUAGUGAUAAAUGCAUUAAACUUGCAGGAGUUGUUGGGGGCGGGGGUAAUAACGAAACCCUUUGGCCCUGGGCCAAGUUUACUUGAAACUGUUUUUUCGGGCGGCCAGUUAAAUCAAUUUUUAAUUUUUACAAUUAGUUUGUAGUUGGGCCAGACGAAGGGGUCGGCGGGAAGGCGGAGGUCCUGUUUGUAGCAAACUUUAUAAAUUUGUAAAAUGAUUCAAAACUGAAUGUGCCUCAAAAGUGUGCGUGUGUGUGUAUGUGUAAGGGAUACUUUAAGGGAGGAACGGAGCGGAACGGAAGCCGGAAGGUCAGAUAAUUGGGAGCUAGAGGCCCAGCAAGAGUUAACCCACUACGAUCCAGUGUACAUAUUCUAAGCAUAGUCCAAUUUUACAAAUGAACAACAAAUGUUUGCCUAGGCUAGGACGAUUUUACACAUCCUUUACACAAGGAACAAACAAACAAUGAACUAAUUGCACAAAAUCGGAUCGACACAGUAAAUCAAAGUAACUAAGCUAAUAACUAAUAACAAGUAACUGACCAAGUACCGACGAUGACAUUGCUGAAAUACUUAGUUAAACGAGGAUAAACGGGGGAGAUUUAAAUAAAAAAUGUAAAUGAUGCACACCAAAAACCAAACAAAUCGAAUUCAAUGAAAGCAAAUGUUAACAAACCAAGCUUCCAAAGCUACCAAACCAACGCAAAAACAAACAAAAUCGAAACGUAAAGAAAAACAACAUGGAGGAGAAGCAAAAGAAAGAAAAACAAAAGAAAUGUAUUUUUAUAUUAGUCCUAGACAUUGAAUGUACCAUGUAUUGUAUAUGUGUAAGCAGAAUAAACGAGAAUUGAGUCAAA
Messenger RNA from Drosophila bipectinata, 3791 nucleotides. RefSeq names its product Cyclic nucleotide-gated ion channel subunit A (gene CngA). Gene Ontology annotation, molecular function: protein-containing complex binding; cGMP binding; intracellularly cGMP-activated cation channel activity. Gene Ontology annotation, biological process: monoatomic cation transmembrane transport. Lineage: Eukaryota; Metazoa; Arthropoda; Insecta; Diptera; Drosophilidae. The record is from RefSeq and is a predicted model, not a curated record. Gene Ontology annotation, cellular component: intracellular cyclic nucleotide activated cation channel complex; plasma membrane.